Drosophila ficusphila is the source of this 1649-nucleotide messenger RNA. RefSeq lists its product as uncharacterized. The coding region runs from base 102 to 1649 and encodes 515 amino acids. Lineage: Eukaryota; Metazoa; Arthropoda; Insecta; Diptera; Drosophilidae. The transcript has a single exon. The record is from RefSeq and is a predicted model, not a curated record.
UGUCCUGGGUUUUGUUGUGCUUUUUUGUUGUCACCGGAUUAUCGGAAUUUAAGGCUUUGGCCAGGGAAACCGGUAGACGGCGAUUCUGGAGAGGAUUGGCAAUGAGCAGCGGCACCGCCGGCUGCAAGCGCGUGCACAGCAUCGAGGUUGAGCAGCCGUUGGAGGCGGAGCGCGUGCAGCACGGCAUUUUGUUGGUCAAAGGACGCCUUUCGCCCAAGUGUUCCACGGCGCGUCAACUAAAGGCCACCCUCGAUCUCCCCGAGAAUUCUUCGCGGGAGCAACUCACCCAACUCUCGGCCGCCGGCGAGUUCAAGCUCCUUUUCGAUUUGGAGCAACCCGAGCGGGGGAACACCGACGAGGAGAUUGUUUGCCUCCUGGAACUGAGAUCUUGCAGCGCCGCCCGCUUGAUCAGGUUCAGUUACAAGCCCCGCAGCAGCUCCUACCGGGUGCAGCCAUUGUAUGUGCUCUGCCGGGACGAGGAGAGACCAGAGGAGCAGCAGCGCCAGUUUCACUCGCUGAUCGAUUUGAAUCUGCGCCUGGUGCAGUGCAUCUACGCCCACAAACUGCACGCAGCUGGCUUUCCCAAUCGAACGUUCACCUUGAACGGCCCGUGCUGCUCCUUCCGCAGCCAAUUGACCCGCGAGGAGGCACUGUCCAAGAGCGAGGACGAGUUGUGGCAGCUCUUGGCCGGCGAGAUCAUCGCCUGCCCGCAGUGGGGCCACCAGUUGCUCCUCAAGUUCGUGGCCUUUGUGGCCUGCACACGCUACGACGGCGACGCACUGUUGGCCAGCGGAGACACCUCGUACGCGAACAUCCGGCGGCAUUUAAAGGGGCACGCUGCCUUGGGCGGUGGAGGACUCGCAUUAUUCGGGAGUGCCCACUUCUACGCCUGGCCUCGGAGCUUCUCGGAGAUCGGUGACUGUGUGCGGAGUGCGGAACGCGUGGACAUUGCCCGACUGCCGGACGAGAGCAACUACAGAAGGACCUACGGCGGCGUUUAUGCCAGCACUUUGGGCGCCGUGUGCCACGAAUUGGGGCACUGCUUCGAUCUGGGCCACACCAGCGAGGGUGUGAUGGGUCAGGGCUUCGACUACUUGAAUCGCGUCUUGACCGUGGACCAGCCCACGGAGCAUUUACCACAGAGGAUCGUGGCGGCACCGGGAGCCAGGAAAGCCGCUAGCUCAUCGGAGGCAGCUGCCGGCCAUCGGCCGCGAUUCACCAAACUAAAACUGCAGCAGUCCAGCAGCCAGCUGUUGGACAACUAUCACAACCAAAGACGCCACGACAGCUUCUAUUUUGCCCGCAACUGCGCCGUGAUUCUGGCCCAACAUCGCUGGCUCAAUCUCGAACUGGAGCAGACUGCCAGCGGAAGCUGUGGGCCCGCUGAAAUCCAGUUGAGUUGGGCCACCAAGGAAAUCGUGUCCAGCAGGCCGCUCCGACUGGUCGAGCUGCGCUGCAAUCAGAAUAGUCUGGUCGCCCACUACGAGGAGUUCGAGACGAGGCGCAGUGGCAGCAGCGAGGUGGAGGCACCUGUGCUCCGCUUCCAGUUGCCCGCUUCUCUGUGGCACCUCCUCGCCGAGCAGCGCACCCACUACGUGUUCGUACUGACUACAAGUGGCGAUACCAAGCGGCUUUCCUGUGAUUCGUAG